Molecule: messenger RNA, 4046 nt
Organism: Electrophorus electricus (electric eel)
Lineage: Eukaryota; Metazoa; Chordata; Actinopteri; Gymnotiformes; Gymnotidae
Product: zinc-binding protein A33-like
Biological process (GO): protein ubiquitination
Molecular function (GO): protein binding; zinc ion binding; ubiquitin-protein transferase activity
Source: RefSeq, a predicted model, not a curated record
CGUGCGGGUCCUUCAAAUUCACUGCCGUCUGCUUCUGCAGAAAUGUCCCAACCCUCUUAGUCGAUGUGAGAUGAAAACUGCCUUUUCGAGUUUGUGGGUGGAGUGGGAGGAGGUUAGUAGCGAGCAUGUUCCGUCUGUAGUAGUUUAGCAUUCUGUGCGAAGAAGACAUGGCUUGUGAAAUCAGUGCACUAGAAGAACUCCACACCGAGCUAACAUGCCCUAUAUGUUUAGACAUGUUCAAUGAACCGGUCAUACUCGAGUGUGGCCACCACUUCUGCAGAAGCUGCAUUCGCCAGUGCUGGGAAGCAAAAUCAGAGGAGAGCACGAGCUGCCCAAAAUGCAGGAAGAGAUGCACUCGCUCCCUGAGGCCAAACUCGCUCCUUUGUAAUGUUGUCCAGAGCGUGCGACGCGCAAGAGCGAAGGACGCACGACCCAAGGAGCGAGCUCCGAAAAUGCCGCCCGAUAAUGCGAAGCUUUCUAGCGUGACCGCGUCCCAUGCCGAACCAGUGAGUAAUCUAUGCACGGAUCACGAAGAAAAGCUGAAAUUGUUCUGCGAAGACGACCAAGUGGCUAUCUGUCUUGUUUGUGGACUGUCACGAGACCAUAAAACGCACAACGUAAUCCCGAUAAAUGAGGCUUACGACAACUAUAAGGAGACAUUGUCUUCCUUGGUGCAAAGAGUUGAAGAGCAAAUGGGCACUGCAUCCCAGUAUCAGGUCCUGACAAAUGAUAUGAUCCUACAGAUGAAGGACCAAGCAGAUGUUUUGGAGAUACAGAUCAGCUCUGAGUUCCAGAAAAUCCGAGACUUCUUGUCCAGGCAGGAACAGGAAAUGAAGAUGCGACUGCACCAAGCAAAAGAGAAAAGACUAAAAGUACUGGGUGAUACCCUAACACACACCACCUCUCAACUCAGCCAGCUGGAGCUCAGCAAACAUCUAAUUCAGACAAAACUCAGCCAGGUGGAGAACCCAGAAAUAUUGACGGACAUAAAGGAUUUCAUAGAAAGUGUGCAAUGUGAGUUUAAACCUCCCGAGCAUGUGUUUGUUACCUUGCCUGCAGGCGAGUUUGUUGGGCCUUUGCAAUAUCGUGUCUGGAGGAACAUGAGCUCAAUAUUGCAGCCAGGCGUGGAGGCCAUAACCUUUGACCCACUGACGGCAUAUCCUCGUCUGUGGGUGUCAUGCUGUGGUCGGAGUGUGUGUGUGGGCAAGAUUCAGACAGGUCUACCUAACAACCCAGAGCGUUUCACCCUCUAUAACAUCGUGCUGGGAUCGCAGGCCAUCUCUGAGGGACGACACUACUGGGAGGUGCAGGUAGGAGGAAAGACAGCUUGGGGACUAGGUGUGGCCAGUGCAUCUGUUAAUCGUAAGGAGGAGCUCAGCCUGUGCCCGGAAGAGGGGUUUUGGACCCUGGUCCUAAGUGAAAAUGGCUACGAGGCAUGCAACAGCACGGUAGAAAGCCCUCUUGAGCUCGCCCAUCCACCUAGAAGAGUGGGUGUGUACCUUGACUAUGGGAGGGGCCAUGUGUCAUUUUAUGAUGCUGAGGACAUGACGCACCUAUACACCUUUGUUAACGCCCACUUUACAGAACCUGUAUACCCUUAUUUUAACCCCUGGCCAAUCAUGAAUGGGCGCAAUCGUGAGCCUCUGACCAUACAUAUGCCACAGCUCUGAGCUGUUGCUAAACAACUGGGCAAGCUACAUUUCAACAUUUUUAAAGAACAGUUAUGAAUUGACUCCAAGACCAGAUGUAGGCAAAGUAGCCCAUAUUUACCCAAGUUGGUGUCCGACAGACUUUAUUUUAGCCUUGUGACUCCCCAUAAUCACAGGUUUGCGUCUUCUGAAAACAUGCUUCUGGCUGAACUUGGGAACGAUGUUCCAGAAAUGAAGGUUCACUGGAGUAUCCUUCAGAAGACACACAGUGCUGUGUAGUCCACCAGGGGGAGUAAAAACUCAGCAAACAAGUAUGGACAACUGAAGUUUAUAUCUCUCUGGAACCUGAACCUGAACCACCUGUCAGUGGAGUAAAUUAUGUCCUCACUUACCUUUAAUUUGCUAACAGGAUAAACAUUUUCCUUACUUUGAAGAUGGUUUAUGUAAUGAAAUGUUAUAUGUAAUGUGUGUUCCCUGUGGGUAAUGGACACUUGGGGCCUAGGUUUUUUUGGGUCUUUGCACACUAAAUCUUCUAUUUCAGAAACACACAAACAAUUCAAGGUCAGACGAAUAUAACUUCUUAAGUUCUGUUGAAAUAAUCUGUAUAAAAUUUCAAACAAGGUGACUUAGUCCAUGACCAUGUGUUAUCUUCUUUUUUUUUUUUUUAAGUACAUUUUUGGAAGUAGUUACCAGGUCUUGUUUGAGUUUGACAUGGAUUAGGUAAAUUACUCAAUAACAGGCUUCAAUAGUUCAGUUUUUAACUUAAGGACAAAGGCUUUCCUUUUUGUUCUUCCUUUGUAACAACGCAUUUGCACAACAUAUUUGGGUUUGGUAGAGUUAAGGUAAGUGUGAGCAUUGUCUUUGUUUAAACAAAAUUCUAAGGCAUUUUCAAGUUAAAUUUAUUUUGCUGAUUCUUUUCUUCUGUUGUUGUCUGUAAUUUGCACUUUGAGGGUGGAAUUAGGGGGUUGGAUAUGGUUUGAAUUUUGAGAAGCACAAAUUAUAGGCCAGUUAUAGUAAGUCAGCCCCUGUGUCUGGGGCUGUGCUAGCCCAGCAAUAAAACAGUUUUGCUGAGAGCAGUGGUAAGGGGCUUGAUCCCAUAUGAUGGCAUUAACCCUGAACGGUCUCCAUAGACAUCUCCUUUGCAAUUAAAGUAAGUCACCUUGAUCGAAAAGUUAACGUAACAUACACGUGUCUGACCACAGUUACUGGCUGCACAGCACUCAGUAUGAAAGUACAAGGCAAUCUCACUGGUUUGGAGAAGGGCAAACAGAUUACAAUCACCACAUGUUUAAUUCAUACAAAUGAGAGUACACCUGUCAGAGAUGCCGAGGUUGUGAUAGAAUCUCAAUGUCUUUAACAUAGCACAGGAAAUAAAGCACCAGAUGCUUGCCUACAAAUCCAAAAAUGUGCCUGCUUCCUCCUACUUGAUGGCAAUGGUCAAAACCUGAUCUCUACCUCAAGCUUCAAAUAAGGCCUGGAUUGACCCACUAACUUUCAAGAUUCAUGGAACUCAAGCAUCGAGAUUCUUCUCUGUUCUAGCAUCCAGUUGGUGGAAUGAACAUCCACUGGCUGUCCACAAGCGGGCAUCCAUAGCUGUUUCGAACACAAUCUCUUUGAAAAGCACCUUAAUUAAAUGUAACCAGACACUUGUAAAGAAGAUUUUAAUUGCACUUAUGUGCUUUAAGUGUAUUGUAUUUUAUCAUUCUUUUGUAGACCACAUUGCAGAUUUUAGCACUGACACUUGGUUCUGGCAGUCCUGACUACUAAAGCACUUUUGUAAAUCGUUCUGGAUAAGCAUAUUUGCUAAAUGCUAUGAAUGUAAAUGUAAUGUAUAUAUCUUAGGAUCUAUUACAUUUUGGAAAGGUUUUGAGAAAAACACAUCAGGGGUUUUGGUUUAAAAAUGCUUUUUAAUACAAUUAUGACACUGGUUGCUUUUCUUGAAUUACAACGUACUAGGUAAUUUGAAUUCUUUUAGUAAGAAAUAUCAAAAUGGGUGAAAAUAUGAACAGUCAGGAAACCACCCACUGUUUGAAUUUUUGUAAAAUUUGUAAUCCAGACAAAUAUUUUAAUCCAAAAUUAAUAAGGGGCUUUGUCAAGAACAAAACAUGUUUUUAUUGCUGCAUUACUUUAAAAAGUGACCUUUAUAUUUUUUUUCUAUCACUUUUGGAAUAAAAUAGUACAAGAACACUUACAAAGUUCCUAGAAUGAGUCCAAAUCAGUCUUCCUACCCUCUGCAAAUGUUAGCAACAAUGGUUAGAAAUGUGGUUCAUUUUGUUGUCCAUUGGUUACCAUGUAGACAUUAAUGCCGUUUAUGUUUCUUAAUCAAAUGUUGAAUUUUUCCACAACUGCAGGGGUCUUAGGGGUUAAAAUAUGUCAUAUAGUUAGCUCUCCUGAAAU